Drosophila eugracilis is the source of this 1209-nucleotide messenger RNA. RefSeq names its product loricrin. NCBI's taxonomy places the organism in Eukaryota, Metazoa, Arthropoda, Insecta, Diptera, Drosophilidae. The record is from RefSeq and is a predicted model, not a curated record. The coding region runs from base 192 to 1076 and encodes 294 amino acids. The transcript has 6 exons.
GAUAGUUUUGCCAAUUUGUGGCGCAGUUUUGGUUCCGUACUGGGAAGUGUAUGUGCUGUAUAUUAGUCGUUCUUAUCAGUGAGAUUUUUUAAUGAUGUUGUAUGGAAGUUCGCAUUGAAACAGUUCGGUGAUCAUCAAAGUCAGCUCAAAGUCAAAACGAUUUUGGCAUACGCAGAUGUCAGUUAAGUAAGAUGUGGAAACUUCUGCUUAUUUGUGUGGUGAUGAGUGCUCUGAAUGAAGAAUCAUCUGGAGCCAACACUGGACCAACCCGGAGACGCCGUGCCUAUGCCGGAGGUUAUGCCGGAGGUUAUGCCAGUAGUGGUGGAGGAGCUGGUGGCUAUACUGGAUCGUAUAACAGCGGCGGUGGAGGCAUUGGACAUAGCAGCUAUGUGGGUACUGGCGGUGGAGGUGGUGGUGGUUACUACGAUUACGAUGACUAUGGUGGCAGCUCGCCCAACUUUGGCAUCAUCGAUCCGUAUCUUUUCCACCAGCAGCUAACGAAUCACAUCCUGGCCCAGAACUACGCCAACCAACAAGCUAUAACGGGUCUGGCCACUGCUGGCAAUGCUUAUGCAUCUGCGGAUGCUUCUCUAGUCGACGACAACGAUAUUCGCAUCCAGCAACAGAUUGCCGCCCAGCAGGCCUACCAUGACAAUCUAGUCCGCCAGAAUCGUUAUCGGGGAGGUUCGAGCUCGAGUUCGAGUUCGAGCUCGGGCACCGGAUCUGGAUCUGGAUCGUAUGGUGGAUCUUCCUAUAACUCACAUCGCUAUGCACCAAGCUAUGCCUCCGCCUCGGGCUCCAUCGGACCCAAUGGCUAUCGCCAGACGGCCUUUAUUAACCCAGCCAAUCCGGCCUCGCCCAACAUCGUGAAUCGCUUUGGAGGCGGAAGUGGUGGCGGCUCCUCGUUCUCCAGUUCCAGCAGCUCCGGAGGAGGCGGUGGCGGUGGUGGUGGCGGCUACAAGGGUGUCUCAGUGUCAUCCUACAGCCAUAGCAAUGGAGACGGAACCAGCCGACGUGGCGCCCAGACCACGGUCAACGACAAUGGAAAGGUCACCUCGUACUCGGUGCACUCUUAAAGAAAAUCGAAGGAUAUCCUUCCUCCGACACCUUCUGGUGGCUAGGCUAAUACUUACUCCGGUCUGACGAAGCAAACCGAACCCAUUUAAUAUGUGUAAACAAAAUAUAUAAAUAUAUAUGUAUUUUAUUUUA